AGUGCUCCCCGUAACGAGGAGGUGUCCUCGGCCGUCCCGCCCUCUGCCGCCGUCGCCGGGUUGCGCCGCUAGUGCCGGGACGCGCCUCCGCGCUCCUCGCCGCCUCCACCCGCGCGGCCGUAGCUCCCCCUCGCUGUCCGCACGCACACCAUGACGAAGAAAGAGAAGAAGUCCUUCAACCAGAGCCUGGCCGAGUGGAAGCGCUUCAUCUACAACCCGACCUCCGGAGAGUUCGUGGGGCGCACCGCCAAGAGCUGGGGUUUGAUCUUGCUCUUCUACCUAGUUUUUUAUGGGUUCCUGGCUGCACUCUUCACAUUUACAAUGUGGGUUAUGCUUCAGACUCUGAAUGAUGAGGUCCCAAAAUAUCGUGAUCAGAUUCCUAGUCCAGGACUUAUGGUUUUCCCAAAACCAUUGAGUGCAUUGGAAUAUACAUUCAGUGCGUCUGAUCGAAGCUCUUAUAGAGGGUAUAUUGAAGACCUUAGGAAGUUCCUAAAGCCAUACACUUUAGAAGAACAGAAGAAUCUCACAGUCUGUCCUGAUGGAGUACUUUCUGAACAGAAGGGUCCAGUUUAUGUUGCGUGUCAGUUUCCUGUUUUCUUACUUCAAGCAUGCAGUGGUAUGAGUGAUCCUGAUUUUGGCUAUUCCCAAGGAAGCCCUUGUGUUCUUGUGAAAAUGAACAGAAUAAUUGGAUUAAAGCCUGAAGGAACACCAAGGAUAGAAUGUAUUCCAAAGGAUGAAAAUGUGGCAUCUAUAUCAACUUAUCCUAAUAAUGGAAUUAUAGACUUAAAAUAUUUUCCUUAUUAUGGAAAAAAACUGCACGUGGGCUAUCUGCAGCCACUUGUUGCUGCCCAGGUCAUUUUUUCUGCUAACAGUACAAAGAAAGAAGUGACAGUUGAGUGCAAAAUCGAUGGAUCACCCAACCUCAAAAACCAAGAUGAUCGUGACAAGUUUUUGGGACGAGUUGCGUUCAAAAUCAUAGCACGUGCAUAGUAUGAGUAGGAUCACCACAGAGUAAAUGUUGUGUUGUCUGUCUUCGUUUUGUAUCAGCUGGACCUGCCAUUGUAGAAUUAUGAGGCCGCCGGAGAAAGGUGGUGCGUGGUACGUGACACUGGGGUGACGUAAUAAUGUGCUUCCAGAUCACGGUGUUCAGUGUCCUCCGAAGUAACUGCCUGUUGCCUCUGCUGCCCUUUGAACCAGUGUACAGUCGUCACGUGGGGCCUGGUGAGCACCUGAUCCCAACCUGUAGAAAGAGGGUCCUGUCCUCUUCUUAUGUGGUUGAAUUGCCAAGUGUCUAAAGCUUAAUGUGCUGUGCUAUGUAAAUAUUUUAUGGAUUUAACACUGGUUAACUCGGAUUUUGAUGCCAACAAAGUUUUAGGAAUCAAAUGGUACCUUGCCAACAUCAAGUGACUUUAUAGCUGCAAGAAAUGUGUGUGGAAGAAGUUCUGUCUGUGAGCCCUGAAAAGGAAAUAAAAGUGGAUUUGAAAGUGU
Lepus europaeus (European hare) is the source of this 1488-nucleotide messenger RNA. RefSeq names its product ATPase Na+/K+ transporting subunit beta 3 (gene ATP1B3). The transcript is spliced from 7 exons. Gene Ontology annotation, molecular function: ATPase activator activity. Gene Ontology annotation, cellular component: sodium:potassium-exchanging ATPase complex. Gene Ontology annotation, biological process: potassium ion import across plasma membrane; sodium ion export across plasma membrane; intracellular potassium ion homeostasis. Lineage: Eukaryota; Metazoa; Chordata; Mammalia; Lagomorpha; Leporidae. Bases 151 to 990 code for a protein of 279 amino acids. The record is from RefSeq and is a predicted model, not a curated record.